Molecule: messenger RNA, 933 nt
Organism: Umbelopsis ramanniana AG
Lineage: Eukaryota; Fungi; Mucoromycota; Umbelopsidomycetes; Umbelopsidales; Umbelopsidaceae
Exons: 5
Coding region: 1-933 (310 amino acids)
Biological process (GO): transcription by RNA polymerase II; transcription initiation at RNA polymerase II promoter
Cellular component (GO): transcription factor TFIIF complex
Source: RefSeq, a predicted model, not a curated record
AUGAUUGAAGACGAAACCAACCCAGAACUAGACUCACUCUUUGAAGACGAUCCGGGAUCGCUAGCAGAAAUUGGAGAAGAAGAUGCAGACGAUUUAAACAUAUCCAAUAUUGCCACAAAGAUAUGGCUCGUCAAGGUACCAAACUUUUUGGCAGAAAAGUGGAAGAAUGUAGACCAAGAUAGUAUGAAUCUUGGAACCGUUCGAAUAUACAAUAGUCCGCAUGUUGUUAUUAUACUGAUGCUUUGUUUUCAGGUCAAACUUAUACUACCAGAAAACGAAAUGACAAGCGAUAUUCCCAAAGAAUAUUCAAUAAAAAUACCGGCAGGAGAGGUGGAAAACAAAUAUGUAUUCGGCAGCAAUGAUCACGGAGCGGCUACUAGAGUGGUUGGUAAGAUACACCAUGAAUGUCACGUCUCACCGGCAAACUGGACAGCAUACCGUGAUAUUAUGCGAAAGCGAGUUCAUGAAGCCGACCGACCAACUCGAUCUGUACAAGAAAUUGAACAAAGACAUCAGCCUGUAUUUGCUCCAGGAGCUAGUAGUGGCAUGCCAGUCAGUGAUUUCUCAUCGUUCAUUCCAUCCAAGAAACCUCGGAUCGACAAGGAGAAAGCCACACGCAUGCCAAGAAACGAACUUAUGGAUAUGCUAUUUGCUGCAUUUGAACAGUACCCUUAUUGGUCACUCAAAGGAAUUGCUGAACAUACAAAGCAGCCAAUGCAAUAUCUCAAAGAAAUCCUCAGCGAGAUUUGCAUUUUGAACAAACGCGGACCGUACACCUCAAUGUAUCAACUGAAAGCGGAAUACAAAGUGCGGGGGAAUGACAAUAGACCCAAGGUUGAAGGCAAUUCAGAAGCAGGAAGUGGAGAUGGUUUGGACGGCGAGCUCAGCUCGGAUGAUGAAGAGAAUGAAGAUGACAUGGAAAUGGUUCAGUAA